AUCAAGGGUUGUCAUUCAGGCGCUUGAUUGAAAACGACCGACUUGUAUCCGUUUCAAACAUUUUACUGGGUGGUGUGAAUAUAUAACACAGCGGCGUUCGAUGCAAAGUGAUCAACAUGGGAACUAGAGUAUAUAUUGGCCGUCUGUCCUACCAUGCUAGAGAAAAAGAUGUUGACAGAUUUUUCAAGGGCUAUGGCAGAAUCAGAGAUGUUAUGCUAAAAAAUGGCUACGGAUUUGUUGAAUUUGAAGACUACAGAGAUGCCGAUGAUGCAGUCUAUGAAUUAAAUGGAAAAGACUUGUGUGGUGAAAGAGUAAUAGUAGAGCAUGCAAGAGGAGAUCCAAGAAGUGGAGACUAUCGACGUGAUAGUGGACGUGACAGAGCCUUCAGCUUUCCUCCACGUCGCCGUGGAGGCAGAGAUAAACACCAGGCAGUGGUCAAGUACGGUCCCCCCAUCAGGACAGAAUAUCGCCUCAUUGUUGAAAACCUUUCCUCUAGAGUCAGUUGGCAGGACCUGAAAGACUACAUGAGACAGGCAGGAGAAGUCACAUAUGCAGAUGCCCACAAACAACACAAAAAUGAAGGUGUGGUCGAGUUUUCUCAAUAUGGAGACAUGAGGAAUGCCCUGGACAAGUUGGACAACACGGAAAUUAACGGCAGGAAGAUUAAGUUGGUGGAAGAUAAGCCGAGACGCAGCAGGAGAAGCCGAACAAGAAGUAGGUCAAGGUCACCAAGUAGAUCAAGAUCUAGGUCUCACAGCAGGUCAAGGUCAAGGAGCAGGAGUCGUCGUAGUCGCAGUCGUAGCAGGAGCAGCCGAAGAAGUCGCAGCAGGAGUAAACACAGCAAAUCCAGAUCUAGGUCCAGGUCUAGGUCCAAAUCAGAACCUCGCAAAUCUAUGUCGAGGUCAAAAUCAAGGUCAAAGUCUCCACUAGAAAAUGGAUCACAUGAACAAAAAGAAUGAAAAUAAGUGACAAUGGUGUGUUCAGGAAUGUGGAGGAGAGUGUAGUCGGACAUCUUGGUUCAACAGCUGCUAGACUUCUGUAGGGACUAAAAGACACUAUGCUAAUCAUGCCAUGCCCUAGCAUGUUCUCUUCAGCUGAUUUCUUAAUUAUGUUUUUAAUCAUCUCGUAUUUCAUAGACAUUCAUUUUGUUUUAGAUAUGCUUGACACUAUUUUUACAAUUGGCUACAUACAACGAUUGUGAUCAGGUCAGCAGCUGUUGUUGGAGACAACAGUUCUAUGUAUUCUUGUAUAAAACAUUGAUUCAGUGUGGAUGUUUGUAUGUGUCAUAAGGAAUGUAAAUUGUAACAUGUCGGAUGUAAUAAAUAUUUUUGUUUCAAUGUAA
This is a messenger RNA of Pecten maximus, 1342 nucleotides long. Its product is annotated as serine/arginine-rich splicing factor 6-like. The record is from RefSeq and is a predicted model, not a curated record. Gene Ontology annotation, cellular component: cytoplasm; nucleus; ribonucleoprotein complex. Bases 117 to 959 code for a protein of 280 amino acids. Gene Ontology annotation, biological process: alternative mRNA splicing, via spliceosome; mRNA splice site recognition. The transcript is spliced from 9 exons. NCBI's taxonomy places the organism in Eukaryota, Metazoa, Mollusca, Bivalvia, Pectinida, Pectinidae. Gene Ontology annotation, molecular function: mRNA binding.